This is a messenger RNA of Sparassis crispa, 1158 nucleotides long. RefSeq lists its product as hypothetical. The coding region runs from base 1 to 1158 and encodes 385 amino acids. The record is from RefSeq and is a predicted model, not a curated record. The transcript has 3 exons. NCBI's taxonomy places the organism in Eukaryota, Fungi, Basidiomycota, Agaricomycetes, Polyporales, Sparassidaceae.
AUGGGCCAAUACUGGACGAUAUUCAAUUUCGACACGCAGGAGGAACUGGAGGACCUCACCGGUGAGGUUGGCCUAAAGCUCGGUGAGUGGCUCUUCACCAGCUGCCUGCCGAAGAUGCUCGUGCUCUUGCUCGCCGUGCCCCUUCCCCUGCCUCCCAGCAGCAAGCCUCUGGUGCACACCCCGGACGUCCGCACGCUCGGCCGCCUUGCCAUCCUCCCCGAGCUCCUCCUCUGUGUAUUCGACGAGAUCGACGAUAUGCGUGACGCCAUCGCACUCGGCGCCACUCACUGGGCACUAUUCGCCCUCGGCAUAAGACACAUCUAUGCGCUCGCGGCGGAGGCGAAGGCGAAGUGGGCCGGGUGCCGCAUUAUCUGUCUCGGGGACUACGUCCGGAACGACGAUCUCCCGCCGGGGUUCCUCACCGCCGCUGAGGAGCGCGAGAUGCACGUCCUCCAGGAGAAUGAUGAGGACGAGCAGCAAGACGAGCACGAGGAGUGCGGAGUGAAUCUCUUCAACUACGCGACCAACCACUUCCGCUUGGUGUAUGAGCUGGGGUGGUACAUCCCCAGACCGAAGUUCUGGUACAACGUUCCUCCAGAGAUGUACACGGCGCUGAUCGCCCUGGCCCACGGCGGCUAUAGCUCCGAUCCUAGCGCCGCGUGGGUACUGUGCAGCCUCACGCGGCGCGAGUACGUGCGCGCGGAAGCGACGGCUGCACUGUCCCCGAACAGGAAGCCGUGCGGUCCAUUAGUAGACGGGGCGGUGGGCUUGGGGGAGGUGCUGGUGUCGUUAAUAUGUUGGUCUUAUGACCCGUCGACUGCGAUCCCGUAUCAUGGGCCGUUGCACCGCGGGCGGUGGGCGGGCGAUCGAGUAGAGAUCACGACGAUUGGACGGCUGCGGGAUGGUGUGGGUGCAUGGAGGGAUGUGAGUGAGGAGGUGUUGGGUGUUGUUGCAGAGAUCUGGAAUGCUGAGUACUGCGGGAGCAGUUGGCAGGGGAAGGAGGAGGAGGAAGAGGCCGAGGACGAGGAUAAAGAUGAGGAUGAGGACAAGGAAAGAGAACGGGAUGAGCGCGCGGAAGAGAACAAGGAAGAAGAAAAGGAUGAGGAAGCAGAGGAGGACGAAGAAGAAGAAGAAGGCGAGGAGAACGAGGAGGAGUGA